Molecule: messenger RNA, 1152 nt
Organism: Nematostella vectensis (starlet sea anemone)
Lineage: Eukaryota; Metazoa; Cnidaria; Anthozoa; Actiniaria; Edwardsiidae
Product: protein l(2)37Cc
Exons: 7
Coding region: 71-895 (274 amino acids)
Biological process (GO): mitochondrion organization
Cellular component (GO): mitochondrion; membrane
Source: RefSeq, a predicted model, not a curated record
GGUCUACCUGUGGAACUUAGUCUCCAACGUCCAAUCUCCUUCACAUAUUCACGUGGUCGAAGAUUUCAAGAUGGCGGCGAGUUUCUUCAACAGACUAGCAGGCCUAGGUUUAGGUGUUGCAGUCGUCGGUGGGGUUGUCAAUUCCGCACUUUUUAAUGUUGAUGGAGGGCAUCGUGCAGUAAUCUUUGACAGAUUUCAGGGUGUCAAACCUGACGUUGUAGGAGAAGGAACUCAUUUCCUCAUUCCUUGGGUUCAAAGGCCGAUCAUUUUUGACAUCAGAACCCGACCAAGGAAUGUCCCUGUGACCACAGGAAGCAAAGAUCUACAGAAUGUUAACAUAACUCUCAGAAUCUUGUACCGACCUCAACCACAGGUCUUGCCCAAGAUCUACAUGAACCUUGGUGAGGACUAUGAUGAAAGAGUCCUCCCUUCAAUCACUACUGAGGUGCUCAAGGCUGUUGUGGCCCAGUUUGAUGCAGGUGAAUUGAUCACCCAGAGAGAAAUGGUGUCUCAAAAAGUCCAAGAGGACCUCACAGAAAGAGCCUCAAGUUUUGGGUUGGUUUUAGAUGACAUUUCCUUGACCCACUUGACAUUUGGAAAAGAGUUCACUGAAGCUGUAGAGUUAAAGCAAGUUGCCCAGCAGGAUGCUGAGAGAGCUCGUUUCCUCGUAGAAAGAGCUGAACAACAAAAGAAAGCAGCAGUGAUAUCGGCAGAGGGAGACGCCAGAGGUGCAGCUCUGCUGGCUCAGGCGUUCAAGGAAGCAGGAGAAGGGUUGGUAGAGUUACGAAAAAUUGAAGCAUCAGAGGAGAUAGCCGAGAGGAUGUCUCGCUCAAGGAAUGUUGCAUACCUACCUGGAGGCCAAAAGAUGUUGCUAAACCUCCCAGUAACCCGCUAAGAUCCUUAGCGAUAACAACUGAACAUUGGGCCAAAGACUAGCGGGGCGCUUUGCUGUUUAUUUGUCCUGCAAAGUGAUGCUUCCCCUGGUAAAAGCCACAACACUGGCGAUUAUAUUUUCAAGUCACUGUGAUUGUCAAAAAUAACGUCCUAUAUCUUCCUAAUAACAGGUUUUAUUAGAAAUGCUAAAACAUAACCUUGAAUUAUGGAUAAGAUUCGUUGAGCACAAGGCGCCUAAAUAAAGCCAGUACCAUGUAA